Aspergillus nidulans FGSC A4 is the source of this 1060-nucleotide messenger RNA. Its product is annotated as aromatic alcohol reductase. The transcript has a single exon. The record is from RefSeq and is a predicted model, not a curated record. Bases 41 to 1060 code for a protein of 339 amino acids. Gene Ontology annotation, molecular function: oxidoreductase activity. Lineage: Eukaryota; Fungi; Ascomycota; Eurotiomycetes; Eurotiales; Aspergillaceae.
GUCGACCUCACCCUCUCAAUCCUCCUAAUUGUUAAUAACAAUGUCCCAAAAAAUAGCAAUCCCCGGUGGCACAGGCACAAUCGGCUCCUCUCUCGUAUUAGCGCUUCACGACAGCCCAAAAUACAAUCCGAUCAUCCUCUCCCGAGCAACAGCAGCAAUUCCGCCAAACACAACCUCUAUCUAUACUACCUCUUUUAAUACGGAGAAAAAUAGUGAAAUUAAAACAGAGAUCCGCUACGUAGACUACACCUCCGUCGACUCUCUAACAGCGUCUCUAUCCGACAUACACACCGUCGUGAGCACGCUCCUUAUUCCCGGUCCCGAAAUAGUGAUCUACCAACUGAACCUCCUAUCCGCGGCAAUAGCAGCAGGAUGUCAGAGGUUUGCGCCGUCGGAGUUUGCACUUCCCCAGCAUUCUCAUGGAGAUGUUGAUGUCGACCAUGGGAAGAUCGUUGUCUGGGAUAAGGUCAAGGACGCUGUUGCAAAAGGCGAAAUCGAUGGCGCCGCAUUUCCAUGUGGGAUGUUUAUGAAUUAUCUUGCUAUUGGCGCUCCGAGAGAGCUCGAGGGGAGAGCAGGGUUCAGGGAAGGGGAGCUGAUUUUCCAUCUUCGUGGUCAGCAUCAUGAUCAUCAACGUCGCGAUAAUGGCGAUGGAGACGGUGGAUGGAUUGAAGUCCCUCUAUCGGACGAGGGAGAAUAUCCCAAGCUUACGAUGACUGAUAUCCGGGACGUUGGCCGGUUCAUUGUCGCCGCAUUGGGGAUUGAGGAGCCUUGGGGUGGAAGAGAGUUGGGCAUGGCUGGAGAUACGAGAUCGUUUCAUGAGGUUAUUGCGUCGAUUGAGAGGAUUAUAGGGAGGAAAGUUCAAGUCAGGACGGUUGGCAGGCGGGACUUGCAGAAGAGGCUGGAUGGGCUUGACAAAGAAGAUAUUCUAGGCAGAAUCGAUGUUCAGUAUACGAUGGUUUGUGGAAAGGGAGGGUCUGUCGUUGAGGGAAGCUUAAAUAAGCUUUGCCCAGAGGUGAGGCCUACAACGAUUGAGGAGUUCCUAGAGAGGUAUUGGAGGUGA